Cydia splendana is the source of this 2283-nucleotide messenger RNA. RefSeq names its product angiotensin-converting enzyme. Bases 246 to 2279 code for a protein of 677 amino acids. Gene Ontology annotation, cellular component: plasma membrane. Gene Ontology annotation, molecular function: peptidyl-dipeptidase activity; metallopeptidase activity. The transcript has 17 exons. Gene Ontology annotation, biological process: proteolysis. The record is from RefSeq and is a predicted model, not a curated record. Lineage: Eukaryota; Metazoa; Arthropoda; Insecta; Lepidoptera; Tortricidae.
GCCUCCAGUCGACGACAAGAAAUAAUGCGAGACAGUUUUCUAACCAAAAACCCGUUACGAAAACUCAUCCGCUCCAAAACUUGGCUGAACGCGCGAAAAUCAUAGCCCGCGUCGAGAAUUAAAAAGUUAAACUGUCAAAUUUGCCGCGCGCACACGAUUAAAGUUUUAAAUUAAGUGUUGAUGAACAUAAAUGAUUUAUGAACGAAAGUUGUUGUUAAUGUCGUAAUUUGUGAAGUUUUUCAAUCAUGGAUGGCAGAGUGGUGUUGCUUUUUGCUUUCUGCACAUGGCAUGCGAGAGCACAGGAGUACUUUAGGAUGGGUUCAAACAGCAACGCAGCAGAGGCCCAGCAGUUCCUAAGAGAAUACGACCGAGAAGCGUCAGGGAUGUGCUACAGAGUAACGAUAUCCCAAUGGAAGUUCGUCACCAACAUAACGGAGAUGAACCGGCGGCGUAUGCUCGAAGAGUUGGCAAUCAGCUCCAAGUUCGAACGGCUUUCGUGGAGGAAGGCUGCAGCCUUCGAUGGCAGUCGACUGCCAGAUGCUCAGGGCAGGCGGCAGUUGAGCAAGAUAGUGCAGAGUAGCAGAGCUGCGCUACCAGAUGAUAAGUUUGCUGAGAUUCAACAGUUAAUCGCAGAGAUGAAGGAAAUAUACAACUCGGCCAAGAUCUGUCCUUACGGCCAGAAACCUUAUGACCCCCACGUGCCAAGGAUACAGUACCCAAGCACAGGAUACCAGGAUCAAAUGACAUCCUCCUACACCCAACCGUACUACGAAGAGACCCCCUCCUACUGCGACAUGCAGCUAGACCCUGAGAUAUCCCGGAUCCUGGCGCAUUCCCGGAUCGAAUCGGAACUGCUGUACGUGUGGAGGAGCUUCCGGGACAAAACCGGCCCGAAGCUGAAGAACCGGUUCAUGAGAUACGUGCAGUUGGCUAACCAGGCUGCGAUAGCCACAGGAUACAGAGACGCCGGUGAGCAGAUGAGAGCAGCAUACGACGAUCCAUCUUUCAGAGCCAGCGUAGAAGAAACAUACAAUCAGGUAGCGCCACUGUACAAGCAGCUGUUCACAUACGUGCGCAGACGACUGGUGCAGAGAUACGGGGAGACCACAGUACGCUCUGAUGGGCCCAUACCUUCACAUCUACUAGGCAACAUGUGGGCGCAAAAUUGGAAGUCCAUCAUGGACCUGGUGAUGCCGUUUCCACAAUCUCCCAAUAUUGAUGUAACAGCUGAGAUGCUGAGACAGGGCUUCACUCCACUAAGGAUGUUCCAAAUGGCCGAAGAGUUCUACACCUCGAUGGGACUCAAACCCGCACCCCCUGAAUUCUGGCGUGGAUCGAUGCUGGUGCGACCACCGCAAAGAAGUGUACAGUGCACCGCUAGUGCUUGGGACUUUUGUAACAGGAUAGAUUAUCGUAUCAAACAAUGUACGGAGGUAACCAUGCAAGACCUGAUCUCGACGCACCACGAGAUGGCGCACAUUCAAUACUACCUUCAGUACGCCGACCAGCCGCAAUUAUUCAGAGAUGGCGCUAAUCCUGCUUUCCACGAGGCGGUGGCCAACGCAGCCACGCUCUCCGUGUACAACUUGCCUCACUUACAGCGCGUCGGACUGUACCAGAAUAAGUCCCACGACCCCUAUGAAGUGAGCAUGAACUUCCUAAUGACAAUGGCUUUAGAAAAAGUUGCGUAUCUACCCUUCGCAUUUAUGGUGGACCAGUGGCGCUGGUCGGUGUUCGAAGAUGGUGUGCAAAAUAUGAAUUCAAGAUGGUGGCAAAUGAAACUACGAUACCAGGGCGUGGUUCCUCCUAUAUCGAGAUCAGAAGCCGAUUUUGACCCUGGAUCUAAAUACCACAUCAUUUCAGACCAAGAAUACAUCAAAUACUUCCUAGCCACGAUCCUAGAGUUCCAGAUAUUCGAGCAACUCUGCGUGGCCGCCGGCCAUUCAGGGCAUUUACACGAGUGUGACGUGUAUAGGAGCCGGGAGGCCGGCCGGGUACUCAGUGAGCUGAUGCAGCCUGGAGCCUCGAAGCCAACUUCAGAUGUCAUCAGAGCCAUGACUAGAGGGAAGACCAACAGGAUAUCACCUGAGUCUUUAGUCAAGUACUUCCGACCUCUAGAGCUGUGGCUGCGGGUCCAAAACCGGGACGAGCCUCUCAUUGGCUGGAGCUCCAACUAUCACGACGUCGCGCUCUUCGCGCCGCUCCGAGACGCCACAGAACGCACCGGGGCGUCGAAUGUGUUAAUGUUGCUCGUGGUUAUAUUAUGUUUCUUUAAAUAAAAUC